Carassius carassius (crucian carp) is the source of this 2676-nucleotide messenger RNA. RefSeq names its product putative methyltransferase NSUN7. The record is from RefSeq and is a predicted model, not a curated record. The transcript has 13 exons. Bases 288 to 2636 code for a protein of 782 amino acids. Lineage: Eukaryota; Metazoa; Chordata; Actinopteri; Cypriniformes; Cyprinidae. Gene Ontology annotation, molecular function: S-adenosylmethionine-dependent methyltransferase activity.
AAACGUCGCGUGCCCGGAGGUUUUGUGAAAUUCUUUGAUGUUUUAGAUGAAUCUGUGAUUGAUCUUUUUACUCCAGUGACUGAGAGCGCGUGAUGAAAGCAUCUCCCGUCGCCAUGGAGACGGAAUCUCGCCUGCGUCAUCCGACGAUAAACUUCUUCCUCCAGCUCCGGACUGAUUUUGUUCGCUCAAGUUUCUCCGACAGACGCAGAUUUAUUCCUCUGAUCGUGGAGACUUUCACAGAAACAGCGAUGUUUUCAUAAGACCUACAGGACUGAGAGUUUCCGAGGAUGGUCAGGAAAAGCGUUGUGGCGCGUCGUUCAUCGAAGCGUGGCUCUCAGAUCUCGGCUCUCAAACAUCUUUCUCUGCUGGAUCCGGCUCCCGCAGAACCUCCUCUGCUCCGGACCGCUUCACAAGAGAGUCCCGUCUGUCCAGACCGGGUUUACCUGCACGCGGCUGCCAUCUUUCAGAGCACACACCUGGAGAAACCUCCCGCUCACAGGCUCAUCAGCUACGGGAAGAGGUCAGAGGUCAGACUGCCGGUCGCCAAGGAUGAGGCGUCUCAGCGAUCAGCGUAUCAACUCGCCUUCAACACGCUCAAAUAUCAGGAGCUUCUGGAGGACGUCUUGAUUGACAGCUGCUUCUGUCUCUCACAGCCAAUGCCGCUCCACAGCAUGAGUCUGGUGGCCGUCAUGCUCAAUGACUUAAUGGACAGGAAGUUCCUCCCACGUCCACCGGCAGCCAAUCAGGAGGAGGAGGAAGUGAAGGCCGUGCAGGAAGUGGAGGCGUGUCUUCUCAGGUUCAGGACGAAGCUGGUGGCGUCUCUGGCUCGAUGUCGAAUCAAACACGAGCUGCUGACGCUGGAGAACAUGGUUCCAGAGCAGAUCAGACACAGAGAGGAGAGAGCCACGCUGCUGCCGCUGUAUGGCUGGAUCAACUCGCUCCGCAGCAGUUUGGAGGAGGUCAGUGAGGUGUUACACACAUCAGGUUUUUCCUGUGUUAAAUCUGUCGGGCAGCUGGAAGGACGGACCUUCUGUAAGGACCUGCACUGCCGCGAUCUGCUUGUGUUUCCCAGCAGUGUGAAGAACGAUCUGAGCAACAGCAGAUUACUGAGCGACGGCAGACUCAUUAUACAGGAUAAGUCGUGCUGUGUUGGCCCCUGGGCUCUGUGGCCCCUGCUGGCCGGCGGCGGAGACGUCCUGAUGAGCGGUUGUUUCUCUGCGCAGACGGUCGCACACGUGUCUGCAGUGGCUGCGUCUGCACACACACAGACUGAAACACACACGUCUCAGUCAGACGCUCGCGGUCGAAGCGCAGUGAUCGUGUGUUUGGGAGACGGAGCGCAGACACACACAGAGGAACUGCAGAACACACUCACCAAACUGAACUGCAAGAAUGUGAAGCUGCUUCCAGAUUCUCUCGAGUCUCUGGACGUCUCUGACGUGCGUCUGCAGAAGAUCAGUGUGGUGUUUCUGAUGCCAGCGUGUUCCCUGUCCGCCAUCAGCAACCCUGUCGAUUACAUAAUGCAGGAGAACAGAGACCCGCGGCUCAUGUUGGAUCUGUCCCAGGGUUCAGUCUCUCCAGAGAAAAUCCAGAUGCUCGUGUGCCAGCAGAGGAAAGUCCUGCAGCGCGCCGUCCAGUUUCCUCAGGUGCGGGCGGUGCUUUACUCCACCUGUUCUGUUCACCCAGAGGAGAACGAGGAAGUGCUGAUGACGGUCCUCUCACAAACACAGGAGAGUCACUCCACAGCGCCGCCCUACAGGUUGAGUUCUCCAAGUCUCCUGCAGGACUCUAUCAUUGAAGACGAUGAGGAAUCGGAGGAGAUGAAGGCCAGAUUCUUCAGACUGGAAGCAUCAGAUCAUAGUAACGGCUGUUUUUUAGCGCUGCUCACACGAGAGCCUGAACCAGAAGUGAUAGAAACGCCACAGGAAGUGCUCGCUCGCGCAGCGGCCAAAGGCUUGUUAGACGGCCUCCACCCAAACCAGCCAAUCAAGAAAGAAGGCAGAGGCCGACGGUCCCGUAGAGCACCCACCAAUCAAAAACGCUCUGUGAAGACACGCCCACACGCCACACAGAGCGACCAAUCACGUGUAGCAGAAUUUCUGAACCGUGAGAUGAAAGGAAGCAGCUCAGAGCCGACAUUGAGUCAUCAGAACGGAAGAACUCAAUCGCCUCGGAGUCCGGCACACUACGAUCAACCAUUAAGUUCUCAACGUCCCUCUCAGAGCGGUUUCUCCAGGACAGGCUCCGCCCCCAGCCCCGCCCCUUUCUCCAAGACAGGCUCCGCCCCAAGCCAUGCCCCUUUAUCCAAGACAGGCUCCGCCCCAAGCCCUGCCCCUUUCUCUUGUUCAUACCAUAAAAGUUCGAAUCAUUUGGUCGCGGCUGUGGUUUCCACCAAUGAUAAUCACUCCUCCCAGCCUCCCACUCCACCCAAAGGCCGACAGGAAGUGCUUCGGCCUGCGACUGUCACAUUUCCUCCGGUUCUGUUAAGUGACGGUCUUCUUCCUCAGAGGCGGAGCCACGCCCUUCCAGCCCGCCCAAGCCCCGCCCACACAAACCUACAGUGGCGUAAUUCUACACCAGCCCUCCCUCGAAACCAAAUCCUCUUCAGACUGAAUCAUCUGCGGCCGUGGCUCUGACACGCUUUAGUCAGUAUUUCACUCGCUUUUUUAAAAUGUA